AUGGACGUCGACGAAGGCCCCUCCACUGACGAAGAUACCGCUGAAGAGCCGGCGGUGCCAAAGUUUGGCGGAGCACUGCCCAACUUCUUCGACGGGUAUACGUUUGCUAUAGAUGAUGAACACUCGGAUGCUGAGCAGCUGAGCCGAUAUAUAAAGGCUUACGGGGGACUCACGUUGCAGUUGUCAGAAGUAGAGGAAGACAGCGAAGUGGACUACGUGGUUGGGGGGGCGGGGGCGGGGGCGGUGGGGGGCGCUCGGCGCGUGUCCGCUGGCUGGGUGGCGCGCUGUCACCGCGCGCGCGCGCUUCUGCCGCCCGACUGA
Messenger RNA from Arctia plantaginis, 321 nucleotides. Lineage: Eukaryota; Metazoa; Arthropoda; Insecta; Lepidoptera; Erebidae. The record is from the annotation of a GenBank genome assembly.